This is a messenger RNA of Triticum aestivum (bread wheat), 4193 nucleotides long. Its product is annotated as probable histidine kinase 3. The transcript is spliced from 11 exons. Bases 654 to 3683 code for a protein of 1009 amino acids. The record is from RefSeq and is a predicted model, not a curated record. Gene Ontology annotation, biological process: phosphorylation; phosphorelay signal transduction system. Gene Ontology annotation, cellular component: nucleus. Gene Ontology annotation, molecular function: phosphorelay sensor kinase activity. NCBI's taxonomy places the organism in Eukaryota, Viridiplantae, Streptophyta, Magnoliopsida, Poales, Poaceae.
UCUCUGCUUGCUCUCUGUUUCACUUGUUGCUGCCGCUUUUCGUUCUCGUCCUCCUUUUCCGCCUCCACUCCACAGCCUCACCUGCUUGCUCCUCGCUUUGCUUUCUCCCUCCACCUUCCCUCUCCCUCUCCCUCUGCUCCAAUCAACCCAAUCCCUUUCCCCCAUCCAUCCUCCUCCUGUAGCCGCCCUAUUCCUGUUGCUGUUGGAGCUCAUCCUCCUCCUCCUCCUCGCCUCUUGUCUUCCUUCCUCUUCAGCUUCUCUUCUCUUCUCUUCUCUCGGGUUGCCGCCGGUCGGUCAAACGCCGUGCCAGCCGACAGCUCGGGGGUUUGGUUUGGUCUGGUGUGGUGGUGCCGAUUUUGGAGCUCGGAGGCGCUGCCGAGAAGGGGAAGCGGCGAAAUUGUGGGGGACAGGCCGGAGCGCGGGGCGAAAGCGCGAGGCUGUUGGCCCCCUUUUGGUUCGGUUUGGUUUGGUUUGGUUUCGGGCCAUUCGAUCGAAUCCGGGCGGGCCGGGCGCGUGCGGGCGGCGCGGCGACAGACAGCUCGGCGGCCGUCUCCUCGACCACGCUGUGCCUGUGCGGCGUGGAUGCGGUGCGGCGGGGACGCGUGGUGGCGGCGGCGGGGGAGCCUCUGCGCCGGCGCUGGCGAUGUAGCCGAAUGACCGGCGCUGCUCGCUCGGCACGAGGCGGCGGGGAGGGGGGCGCGGCCGCGGCUGCUGCCGGGAUGGAGGGGAAGGGCGCGGCGGCGGCGGCCGGGCUGGUGGGGUUCCUCGGGACGGGGCUGGGCAGGGUGCGGCUGCCGCUGCCGCUGCCGGAGAAGCUGGCGGCCAAGGCGCUGCGGGGCCACGCGCGGCACGGCUCGCGCGAGGCCCGGGAGCGGUGCUGGCGCUUGCGGAUGCUGCUGUGGGUCGUCGGCUGGACGCUCAUCUCCCUCCACAUCUUCCACUACUUCAACUCCAGCGCCGUCGAGAAGCGCCGCGACUCGCUCGCCAGCAUGUGCGACGAGCGCGCCCGCAUGCUCCAGGACCAGUUCAACGUCAGCAUGAACCACCUCCAGGCGCUCGCCAUCCUCGUCAACACCUUCCACCACUCGCAGAGCCCCUCCGCCAUCACCCAGGCGACGUUCGCGAGGUACGCGGAGAGGACGGCGUUCGAGCGGCCGCUGACGAGCGGGGUGGCGUACGCGGUGCGGGUCACGCACGCCGAGCGGGACCAGUUCGAGCGGCAGCAGGGCUGGAGCAUCAAGAAGAUGUACUCCUCCCCCAACUCGCAGGGGCCCGGCGACGCCGCCGUCGCCGAGAUCCGCGGCCCGGCCGAGGAGUACGCCCCCGUCAUCUUCGCGCAGGACGCCUACAUGAACGUCAUCUCCUUCGACAUGCUCUCCGGCGCUGAUGAUCGCGAGAACAUAAUACGAGCCAGAGAAUCUGGGAAGGGCGUUCUAACUGCUCCUUUCCAGCUGCUGAAUGGCCGCCUCGGCGUGAUCUUGACGUACUCCGUGUACAAGUCCGAGCCCCCCGCGAACGCGGGGCAGCAGGAACGCAUCCAGGCCGCCGUAGGCUAUCUGGGCGGCAUAUUUGAUAUCGAAGCACUUGUGGAUAAGUUGCUUCAUCAGCUUGCGGGGAAGCAAUCCAUCAUGGUGAACGUGUAUGAUACCACUAACGAGAAGCCGAUCAGCAUGUACGGUUCAAACGAUACGGGCGGUGGGAUGUACCAUAACAGCACGCUCAACUUUGGCGAUCCGUCUAGACGGCAUGAGAUGCAUUGCAGGUUCAUGCAAAAGCCACCAUUGCCAUGGCUUGCGAUUACGUCAUCGUUAGGGAUUUAUGUGAUUUUUCUGCUCAUUGGCUAUAUAAUCUAUGCUACUGUGCAUCGUAUCGCAAAAGUUGAAGAUGAUUAUGAACGUAUGAUGGAUCUCAAGAAGCGUGCGGAAGCUGCAGAUGUUGCCAAGUCUCAGUUCCUGGCUACAGUUUCACAUGAGAUCAGAACUCCAAUGAAUGGGGUUUUAGGAAUGCUCCAAAUGCUCAUGGAUACUGAUCUGGACACAACGCAGCAAGACUAUGUUAGAACAGCCCAAGCUAGUGGAAAAGCUUUAGUGUCCCUCAUAAAUGAGGUUCUUGAUCAGGCGAAGAUAGAAUCUGGCAAACUCGAGCUUGAUGCAGUGCCCUUUGAUGUUAGACUAGUCUGUGAUGAAAUCUUGUCUCUCUUCUGUGGAAAAGCUCAGGAGAAAGGGCUGGAGUUGGCAGUGUAUGUAUCUGAUCAAGUUCCACAAACACUUAUUGGCGAUCCGAAUAGAAUGAGGCAGAUCAUUACAAAUCUCAUGGGAAACUCCAUAAAAUUUACAGAAAGAGGACAUAUCUACUUGACAGUUCAUAUUGUUGAAGAGGUGGAAACCGAAAUUCAAAACUCAUACAACACCUUAAGUGGCUACGAAGUAGCUAAAAGAAGGCAUAGCUGGCAGAGCUUCCGACUUACCAAUAUGGAUCUACACUCGUCUGAGUUGUCCUUUGCUCCCAUCAUGCCUGAAACAAUAAGAUUGAUAAUAUCAGUUGAAGAUACUGGUGUCGGCAUCCCGCUUGAAGCCCAAUCCCGCAUAUUCACGCCUUUCAUGCAGGUUGGUCCGUCCAUUGCCCGCAUCCAUGGGGGCACUGGCAUCGGAUUGAGCAUCAGCAAGUGCCUGGUUCAUCUGAUGAAGGGGGAGAUUGGGUUUGUAAGCAAACACCAUGUUGGUUCUACUUUCUCAUUCACUGCAGUGCUUACGAGGGCACACCCCAAUGCAAAUGUGAACAAAUCGCCGGGGUUUAAAGGGGUCAGUGCAUUGGUGGUUGAUCAUAGGCCGGUUCGUGCCAAGGUUACCAAGUACCAUUUACAAAGGCUUGGAGUCAAAACGGAAUUGACCACUGACGUAAGCCAGGUUAUUCCUAAGAUGAACUGUGCAUCACUAGUUACAAGGCUAGUGCUAGUUGACAAGGAGACCUGGCUCAAGGAAUCCCAUUCAAUGCCUCAAUUGCUUAGCAAAUUGCGGAGCAAAGAUCAGGCGGACCCUCCGAAGCUCUUUCUUUUGGAGAACCCUACGAAUUCUAUCAAGAGCAGUUCAAAUAUAUCCAGGGAGCAUAACUUGAAUGUAAUCAUGAAGCCGCUUCGUGCAAGUAUGCUUGAGGCCUCACUAAGGCGGGCUUUGGGUGGAGUAGAUAAGGCGCAUGUCAAGAAUGGACUGGUUGGCAACUCAGCUUUGGGUAGCCUUCUUCACAAGAGGCAAAUCAUUGUGGUUGACGACAACGCUGUGAACCUUAAAGUGGCUGCUGGUGCUCUCAAGAAGUACGGCGCAGAAGUAAUUUGCGCAGACAGUGGGAAGAAAGCAAUCGCAUUGCUAAAACCACCUCACAGUUUUGAUGCUUGUUUCAUGGACAUACAAAUGCCAGAAAUGGAUGGGUUUGAAGCCACCAAGAGGAUCAGAAUGAUGGAAAGAGAGCUAAAUGAGCGGAUAGAACGCGGGGAAGCGCCACCAGAAUGUGCUAACGUUCGGAGGUGGCGAACUCCGAUAUUGGCAAUGACAGCAGACGUCAUCCAGGCAACAUAUGAGCACUGCUUGAAAUGUGAAAUGGAUGGCUAUGUCUCCAAGCCAUUCGAAGGGGAGCAGUUGUACAGAGAAGUAACUCGAUUUUUCCAAAAUCAUGACCAUGUUCAGUAGGUAGGUCUAUAUGGAGUGUAAAUUAGUGGAGGAUGUCGCCACACAGCUCAUGGCAUGGCGUGGAGGAGUUUGUUGAAGCCGCAGUGCUCCCAAGAGUAUGAGCUUAAAAACAUGGAGAUGGAGCCACCCAGGCUCUGUUUCUUGGUACACCAUCCCACCAAGAGGUAAAGAAAAAAGCUGUAAAGCUCUUGGAGUCGAGAUGCACGUGCAGCAUUUUGUUCAACAACUUCUCGGAGACGGUUUGCGUGAAAAAAGGCCGCCAACCGCAUACGCUAACCGCAGGUUUCGGCUCGACCGACGUCCUCCGCCUUUGUAAUGUAAAUGUAAAAUGUAGGGAGAGCGAAAAUUUUCCUUCCUUUUUUUCUUCCCCGGGAAUUGUAUGGGUGUACAUAAUUAGGUGCUGGUGGUUUGUGCAGGAAUUUCCGUUUUGUGCAUUUGAAUGUGUUUUUUUUGCGCGGUGUGUCCCAAGCUGUAAGUCACCACACAUUCAAAGCUGAAGCUUUUCUUUUC